Messenger RNA from Heteronotia binoei (common prickly gecko), 2088 nucleotides. RefSeq lists its product as uncharacterized. The coding region runs from base 231 to 2000 and encodes 589 amino acids. Lineage: Eukaryota; Metazoa; Chordata; Lepidosauria; Squamata; Gekkonidae. Gene Ontology annotation, biological process: regulation of DNA-templated transcription. The transcript is spliced from 8 exons. The record is from RefSeq and is a predicted model, not a curated record.
CUUUUCUCGGAGUUUAACGCGCGAGUUAGUCCGCUUAGUCGCCGCUUUUCUGGCUCCCGCGUUGCCUUCCGCGCUGUCUUGCGCGACCUGCCGCAGGCCAACUCCUUCCCAUGUAUACAGGAAAUUCGGAUUUAACCGUACAGCUCAGCAGAAAGUGAUCACCGAGGAGAUCCGGAUCCCCACUUAUUUGCAGAGGAGUGGAACCUGCUGUUCUGCAUAAGAACCCAGUCAUGGAGAUAAGAAAGAAAGGGUCUGGGUCUCCUUUUAUUUAUCAAGGGAGCCUUCCAACCUGUGCAAGAUGUCAGUGCAAGGGCUUCAUCUCCUUUGAGGAGGUGGCCGUGUACUUCACAGAAAAAGAGUGGGCUCUGCUGGAUCCUAGCCAAAGAGCUCUUUACAGGGAAGUGAUGUUGGAGACAUAUGGCAACGUGGCCUUUUUGGAAUCCUGGAUCCGCAAACCUGACCUCAUUUCCAGGUUGGAGGAAAAGGAUGAGAUGUUUUUCCUACAGUCGGAGGACACGAGGAGCUCAGCAGAAGAUUCGACUCUGGCAGUGACGGCAGAGAGAUUUUCAGAGGAAGACCUUUCUUCUGAAGACACAAUGGAUUAUUCCCUAGAACAAUUUCCAGAGAUUCCGGCAGAGAUGAUGGAGGUUACAGGACUGGUUGGUGAGAAUGGGAUGAAGCUGGAGCAAUUACAGAAGGCUCUACUGCAGUUCAUCCUCCUGUGUCACAGCAGAUUUCUCCUCAUCUGUUCUGCUUACAUGCACUGGAUGCGUAUGAGACAGAGGCUGCUACUCUUAGCGACUCGGAGUUCAAGCCUAAGGCAGAGACGGCUGCUGGGCAAAAGGGAUCGGUCCUCACAUCGGGCGCGCAUGCGUUGGUUUGCCCUGGCCUGCGUGCCUGUGCCCCAUCGUUACUGGGUACGGCCAAGGAACACAAACUGGUGGGAGAAUUUCAUGCACCAGAGUGACCAACAGUGGCUGCACAAUUUCCGGAUGACCCAGGAAACGUUUUCUGAGAUUGCGUCAGCGUUGAAAGGACGGCUGCUGCGGCGCAAGACUUCCAUGCGCGAGCCCAUUCCGGUGGAGAAGCGCAUAGCGAUCGCCAUGUGGUACCUGGCCAGUGGAAAGACCUACAGGGAGGUCGGGGAGAAGUUCGGAGUGGGAGUCUCCACGGUUGGGGAGAUGUUGCUUGAAGUCUGUUUCACCAUGGAGGUAGAGCUUUAUCGCAAGACUGUCAGCCUGGGUUCCGAGGUUGCUAAGAUAAUGGAUGGAUUUGGUCAGCUGGGGUUCCCUCACUGCAUCGGUGCCAUAGACAGAAUGCCCCUUUUGACACGCUCCCCAGGCAAGAGGUUCGACGAACAUGGAAACCUCAAAAAAUACUCCUCCGUCCAACUGCAGGGAACUGUGGACCACAUUGGGCGGUUUAUUGAUGCAGAGGUGGAGUGGGGGGAGAGGAACCCCGACGCUUCAGGUUUCUGCAACUCUGCACUCUGCACUGCCAUGGACAACGGGGUGUAUGUUCCUGGGAACCCUACCCUCCAUCUUGAAGGGGUGUCUGUCCCAGCCCUUAUAGUGGCAGAUGGAGCCUACCCCAUGAGGCGGUGGCUGAUGAAGCCCUUUGGCCAAUGCCAGGGCAGGCGCGAGAGGAACUUUGACUCUACCUUGCAUCGGGCACGAAAUGUGGCCGAGUGUGCCUUUGAACGGCUCAAGGCUCGCUGGCGGUGCCUCUCUGCACGCCUCAAUGUGUUUCAGGAGAACGUGACGUCUGUGGUCAGAGCCUGUGUCAUCCUGCACAAUAUCUGUGAGGAAAAGGGGCAUGAGUUACUGAGGGAAGAAUCUGAGCAGGACCGUACCCCGGCGGGCUGCUGUGAUGCCAAACCUGCCGAAGAGCACACAGAGGCUGCUGUAGAAUCUGACCCGAACGCUGGGCAGCAUUUAGCUGAAGGAGAGGCUGUAAGAGAAGUCAUAGCCAACUACAUGAUUGCAAACCUGCAGUGCUGAAAACAGGGGGAUGUGUGUGAUUUUUUUUUUGUCCAUAGCCUUCUGUAUGUAGCAUUUCACAUCAUUAAAAACUUUACCUUUUCUGAAA